Messenger RNA from Manihot esculenta (cassava), 1210 nucleotides. RefSeq lists its product as uncharacterized. The record is from RefSeq and is a predicted model, not a curated record. The transcript has a single exon. The coding region runs from base 170 to 985 and encodes 271 amino acids. Gene Ontology annotation, cellular component: plasma membrane. Lineage: Eukaryota; Viridiplantae; Streptophyta; Magnoliopsida; Malpighiales; Euphorbiaceae.
CAUGGUCCCACUACCUCGUAAAUCAAAAGCUUCUUUAUUAUUUAUUUAUUUAUAAUUUUUCUAUAUUAUUCUCCAUACAACCAAAUAUUUAAAGAAACAACAUUUUCCAAUUGCUAUCUUCUCCCAAAUUCUUGUUUUAGAGGUUUUCCUUCAAAUUACUUGUCAAAAGAUGCUUGCCCUCCCACCUCCACCCUCACUACAAUCACCAGCUCCACCGCCUUCAAAUCACCACACAUCAAAGCAAGCCAGAAGCCUACAAAGUCCAUCACCCUCAGUACAAUCAACAGCACCAACGCCUGAAAAUCAAAACACAGCAAAGCAUGCCAGAAACCAACAAAGUCCAGCAGCAGCAGCAGUUACACGAAAUUAUGACAGCAAAAGGUUAAGAAAGCCAAUUCUCCUGCACCCUCAACCCCGUCGGACCAACCCAGUUGUAUGGUUUGGUGCAAUUCUAUGUCUUUUAUUCAGCCUUAUUCUCAUCUUUUUUGGCAUAGCAACUUUGAUUAUCUACCUUGCCAUUAAACCAAGAAGCCCUGUGUUUGACACUCCCGGUGCAAAUCUAAACGUCAUCUACUUCGACUCACCAGAGUAUUUCAAUGGAGAUCUCACCUUCCUAGUAAAUUUUUCCAACCCAAACCAGAAAAUUGAUAUAAGAUUUGAGUAUGUGGAAAUAGAGUUAUAUUUUUUUGACAGACUCAUCGGAACUCAAGCUCUUCAACCUUUUACCCAGAGACAAAAAGAGAAGAGGUUGGAAUCAGUUCAUAUCAUAUCAAGUUUAGUGUAUUUACCCCAUAAUCUUGCUACAGAACUUCAAAAGCAGGUGCAGAACAACAAAGUCAUCUAUAACAUAAGAGGAACUUUCAAAGUGAAAGCUACGCUGGGUUUGUUCCAUUAUUCAUACUGGUUACACGGCAGGUGUGAAAUAGAGAUGACAGCUCCACCAACUGGUGUUCUAAUAGCCCGAAGCUGCAAAACAAAAAGAUAAAAAUCAGAAGAAUUUUACUUUUACUUUUCCUACUUUGUUUGGAUUGAAAUCUGAAAUUCUCAAUAGAAGUGUUGAUAUCAAAGUGCCUGCUAUUCAUCCUAACAAUAGCAAAGAAUUCUUGUAUAUAGCAUUACCCAACCCCACUGCAAAAGCAGCGGAAGUUAUAUUAACGUCAGAUAAGGUGGGGAAAAUUAUCAUCAAUUCAAUUUCAGGUCAUGAUUUUGC